AGGUGCCCAGACAAUGAGACAUCAGGUGCCUAGACAAUGAGACACCAGGUGCCCAGACAAUGAGACACCAGGUGCCCAGACAAUGAGACACCAGAUGCCCAGACUGAAUCGCUUAAAAAUGAGCUUUCUAUCAACAGAGUAGGGCGGGAGAUCAUGUCAAUCAUGUUGUAAUUUCAGAUCAGAUGUAGAUCAGAUCUCUGUUGCGCUACCUGAUGACUCUAAAGCCGACAUGUUUCAGUUUCCUCGUCAUCAGAGUAGUGAGGAACACAACCCUAACGCCCUGAACUCACAACUGAUGACGUCACACAUCUGUACACAUACAACAGAUCAACAAGGCUCCUGUCCUGCUUGGCGAAUGCGUAUAGUUGGAUCAUACAAUGUCACGUGUCUUUCAUAGCUGUGACGUGGAGUCUUGGUCAUGUUUAAACACAUGUCGAGGCUGUGGGAGUCACAAGGAGUCAGUGACGUGGUUCUAUUUUUAGCUCUCUUUGAGAAUGUUACGUGUGUCUAAUUUUAGAACAAUUAUACCUUCAGUAUCCAGAUACGUUAUCGUGCAGGUUUCUGGGACGAUCUACUGAUGAUGAAAUGUGCGGAGAAUUAUUGACUACAGAACAAAGAGCCAGAACCCGUCUGUAUUCAUGACUCCAAGCAUGAAGGUUGUCGCUGUCAUGGCGGUGUCUUGGAACAUCAUCCUGCUAGGCGCACUGGUGGGUGUGGUGAUGAACGUUGGUGCCGGAGGCGGGCAGAAUAAUCCGGACGUCGAACACGAUGUCAAACAAGCCAUCCAACAUGCUGAUGCCGACCUGGUGACAAGCGAGCGAGAGAUUGAAAUGCUACAUCGACUUGCGAGCCGGAGUGAAUCUUCUCUCAAACCAGCUUGUCAUCUCGCACCUGCCCUUCACCAUACUCCAGACGGCAACAAUCCUGGACUGCACUGGCGCUACAACACAGAAAUCAACUUCUUGAACUCCGUGGACCUUGCCCCCGACGGCUCGGUGGUGAUCAGACACCCAGGAUUUUAUCUCAUCUACGCAAGGGUAGUAUUGAUGAAUGCCCGUGUAUCACCCCCGUCAUAUCACAAGAUUGCGUGCAAGGACGAGUCGACUGACCGGGUAGUGACCACCAGUGUGGUGUUGCUGGACGCAUCUGGUCAAGCCAUCACUGCGGCGCAGGACACCCAGGCCAGUCAGUCGGCGCCGGGUACCUACCCCUGCCGGGCCACCUUCCUCCAGUCUCACGUCAACAUCCGUGACGUCACUAGGAUCAUGCUGGUGUCCAACAUCGGGGCCAACCUGGACACAUCUCCACACAGAACAUACCUCGGCAUGUUUCGCACCUAGCAUACAACCCCACUGCCGUUGUCAGGGAGUGAGUGAGUGUGGUUUUACGCCGCGUUAAGCAAUAUUCCAGAAAUAUCACGGUGAGGGGUCAUCAUAAAUGGACUCCACACAUUUUCUUCAGAUGGGGAUCGAACCCGGGUCUCCGCCGUGACGAGAGGACCCUUUCACCACUUGGCUGCCCACAUACAUCUGUUGUUGUUUCAUCAAGUAGUACAGACUGAUGGUGUACUUACCACGUUGUCGGGGCGAUGGGGUAGCCCAGUGGUUAAGCUUUCCCUCGUCAAGCUGAAGACCCGGGUUCGAAUCCCAACAUGGGUACAAGCUCAUUUCUGGUGUGCCUAGAAUAUUGCUGGCAUAUUGCCAAAAGCGGCGUAAAACCAAACUCACUCAAUUACUCACCAGAACUUCAGUUGCUCAUCACAAACGUUUACGAAGUUCAUAAAUAAGUCUUCAGUUGCUUGUAAAUCAAUCAGGGCCAACGUGGAGUUUUCAUGUGUUGAUAAGAUGUGAUUAGAGGAAGAGUUGGGUAUUUGAAGUGAACUGAAAACAAAAGUCAAUCAUUUCAUUUGCAUACAGAGCCAGCUGGAGGUGUUACAUUGAGAUGUCUUACAUUCUGAGCAUUUACAGUUUCUACAAGCAUUACAUUUUUCACUUCUAUUUUUUUAGCAGUUUUUAUUUAUUUUAUUAUAUUUUACAUGACAAUUGCAAUAAUGAUACUUGAGCUAAGUGUUGACAUGCCAAUUGCCAGUAAAUAUGUUAUGACACAAUAACCGGCAUUGAUAAAAGUAGUGAAAUCAGGAACCUAAGAUGGUUGAACAUGUGAGGACAGAGUUGAGUUCUUGCUGCAAGAACCAGAAACUUGGUUUACGCUUAGUGGAUUUAUAGCUGAAUAUGACAGAUUUGAAAAUAAUUAGAAUUACGUGUAUUGGGUCGGGUUUUGUUGGAAAGACAAAGCAGAAUAUAUGUCUUAUUUCAGUUUGUCUUGAAAGCAGCUUCGAAGGCCUGGCUAGUGUUAGAUGUAGAUUCCCAAAUGGGAACAUAAAUCUGUACCUAAAAGAAUUUAGUGUGAAACCAACAAACAACCGACACGUGGUAUACCAUCAACAAUUUAAUUACACAAUUAACUAGGUUUACAAUUCAAUACACAUGACUACACAUCAAUUACAAUCGCAGUAUGCAAUGGCAG
This is a messenger RNA of Haliotis rufescens (red abalone), 2526 nucleotides long. RefSeq lists its product as uncharacterized. Gene Ontology annotation, molecular function: tumor necrosis factor receptor binding. The record is from RefSeq and is a predicted model, not a curated record. NCBI's taxonomy places the organism in Eukaryota, Metazoa, Mollusca, Gastropoda, Lepetellida, Haliotidae. Bases 639 to 1340 code for a protein of 233 amino acids. The transcript has 6 exons. Gene Ontology annotation, cellular component: membrane. Gene Ontology annotation, biological process: immune response.